UAGAAAAUUAAAAUUUCGGAAAGUCAAGACACCACCCACGAAAAAUGGAUCCCGACCCGAACCGCAGUACUUUCCCGUUUAAAUUCUUAAUUCCUAAAAUGCUGAACCAGCCAGCAUCAACAUUAUUGUGUGAGGUUGAUGUUAUGUUCUAAAGAAUUCAAAAUAUAUUCCGUUAAAUCGCCAUCACUUUUAAAUCUUGCAAAACUCAGAAAAGCAUUGAUUCCACCUCGCUCUGUUGACAAGGUAAAAUUUUAUACUUGGGUUAUAAGAAGAAUUGAUUGAUAUUAUUGCAAAUGUCAAGUAGCACAAGGAGUGAUGGAGACAACUUUAUUGAUGCUGAGGAACUCUUGGAGAUUGAAACAAGAUGCAGAGAGUUGCGGAAAGAAAAAGAGAUGUUGAAAGAAUCACAAACUCAGGGCUUUGAACUAAUCAGGAGACUAGAACUACAUGUAAAGUCAUUAUCGGAAGCUCGUAUCCAGGACAAAAAACAUAUUCAGAAAUUGGAAAGGGAGCUAAAAAACUGCUCUCAAGAAAUAGAUUACUUGCAGGAUCAACUAAGUGCAAGGAAUGAAGAGGUCAACAGUCUAACUGACCGUGUGCACAACCUUGAGAUCAAAUUAGCAGACAUGGAAAGUUUACGGGAGAAGGUGGACCGGUUGAUAGAAGAAUUGAACAGGUCCAACUCUGAGCACUUGUUACUAAUGCAGGAAAUAGAGAACAAAGAAGAAGAGCUGCAACAGUCAGCUUUGUGCAUUGAGAAAUUGGAGGAGUCAGUUUCAUCUAUGGCGCUGGAGUCCCAGUGUGAAAUAGAGAGCAUGAAACUUGAUAUAACAGCCUUGGAGCAGACAUGCCUUGAAGCCAAAAAAACUGAGGAGGAAAUUGUUCAAGAAAAGUCCAAGAUGAAUGUUGUAAUUGAAGGGCUUGAGUUUCAGCUUCAGAAUGCACAGGAAAUUAUUGAAGUGCUAGAUAAUGAAAAUAAAGAGCUAAGAGGAAAGCUUAUUACAUCUGAAAAUACUGCUGAGAUUUUCUGCCAAAAGCUCAAGGAAUGGCUGAAAAGCAAGGACAGAUCACAGCACAAUAUGCUUUCGGUCUUGGGUGAACCAAAAAGCAUGAUUACAAUAUCAAAACAUAUAAGUGGCUGCAAAGAACUCUUUGGUGCGCUCCUUUCAGAAGUUGCACUAGUAGUGGAAUCUGAUGCUGAUUCGAAGGAGCAGAUUGAAAGCAUGUCACAUCAGAUAAAUGAAUAUGAACUCCUGGUGAAGCAACUUAAGGAAGAGUUGAGAGAGCAAAAGUUGAAAGCAAAGGAAGAAGCAGAGGAUCUAGCACAAGAAAUGGCUGAGCUGAGGUACCGGAUGAUGGGCCUGCUUGAAGAAGAGUGCAAGCGCCGAGCUUGCAUUGAACAAGCAUCUUUACAGAGAAUAGCUGAGUUAGAGGCACAGAUUCAAAAAGAGCCCCAAAAUUCAGUUGCUGUUAUUAGACAUCUCCAUGAAUCAUAGGGAUUGGCUGCAGUAGAAUUGUUGAUGUCCAUUAAUUGGAAACUGAGUCAGAGGAACGCCUUCCAAUGGCUAACCUCGGGAAAGAUAUAUAUGAUUUGCAUUGAUCAAGGUUCUGGGAACGAUGGAAGUACGAGGGGAGGUAGAAACACUGUUACAGUAGUGUGUGUGUGGGUGUGUGUUUUUCAAGUGGUGUGUAAUUUUGCACUAGUUUGUUGUUUGUUGCAGCUGGUUAUUUUGUGGGGCUUUCAAGCUUCCAAUUUGCAUUGGUGUUCUGUAUUUUGUGGGUUCUCAAGUUUUCACUUUUGCAAUACAUUCAAAGACAUCACACUGCAUUCAGGUCUGACUAAAAAGAACGCUGGAUAUGGCAGAGUUUCUCCCCCAUUUAUACCUUGUAAGACCAAGCACUGAACGUAGUCCAGAUUCUGGUGAUAUAAUGCAGCUAGUUGUUGUAUUAUCAUAUUUCUUUAUAUAAUCUGAUUGAACGGUUUCUUGAAAUUGUUGUGCCCUCGUAAAUGAA
Molecule: messenger RNA, 2013 nt
Organism: Durio zibethinus
Lineage: Eukaryota; Viridiplantae; Streptophyta; Magnoliopsida; Malvales; Malvaceae
Source: RefSeq, a predicted model, not a curated record